UUUUGUGAAUUAUAAAUAAAAUUGGCAUUUUCUAAAUGUUAAUAAUAGUUUCAGCGUGAUAUCCAGUUGCAGGUGUAGUUGCAUUUGAGUUAAAACUUUUAAGACAACAGGAUAGUGCGUCUUUUGUAAUUGGGUUAGAUACGGUUUAAACUUUGCUAUAUAAAUUAUAAUGUUAUGUGCAAAAUCGUUUAGCAUUGACAUCUUUGAGAGAUUAGAAAGCAAACCUAUUUAAAUAUUUUAAUCAGAUGUCAGACUAUUGAUAAACGUUACUGAAUGAAACUCAUCUGUCAAAUCAAAAGUUUUGACAUUUGCUUAUAGAGCUAGGUGGAGUGAAUAAAUAACUUUUUAACGUCUGAAACAACUACUAAUAAAUAAUUCAAUGGAACCUAAUAUUCCUGGUUCGUCGGCGUCUUCAAGGGCCACUAGAUUUAUGAUGGAAGGAGUCGGAGCUCGUGUGAUUCGAGGUCCAGAUUGGAAGUGGGGCAAACAGGAUGGGGGAGAGGGUCAUGUUGGUACUGUGAGGAACUUUGAGUCUCCAGAGGAAGUUGUUGUUGUUUGGGACAAUGGUACUGCUGCAAACUACAGAUGCUCUGGAGCUUAUGACCUGCGAAUUCUUGACAGUGCUCCUACAGGCGUUAAACAUGAAGGCACCAUGUGUGACACAUGCAGACAGCAACCCAUAUUCGGAAUUCGUUGGAAGUGUGCUGAAUGUAGCAACUAUGACUUGUGUUCAGUAUGCUAUCAUGGUGAUAAACAUAACUUAAGGCACAGAUUUUAUCGUAUUAGUGCACCAGGAGCCCAAAGAUGUUUAGUUGAACCCAGAAGAAAGAGUAAAAAGCAGGCUGUGAGAGGCAUUUUCCCAGGUGCCAGAGUUGUAAGAGGGGUUGACUGGCAAUGGGAAGAUCAAGAUGGUGGUAAUGGCAGAAGAGGCAAAGUGAAUGAGGUCCAGGACUGGUCUGCUGCAAGUCCUAGAUCUGCUGCUUACGUUGUCUGGGAUAAUGGAGCUAAGAAUCUCUAUAGAGUAGGCUUUGAGGGAAUGGCAGAUUUAAAGGUUGUAAAUGAUGUCAAGGGUCAAAAUGUGUACAAAGAACAUUUACCACUAUUAGGAGAGCUGGGGCCAGGCCGAACUGGGCCCCAUGGCUUACAAGUUGGUGACCAGGUGAAUGUAGAUCUCGACCUUGAAAUAGUUCAGUCAUUACAACAUGGUCAUGGUGGCUGGACGGAUGGAAUGUUCGAGUGCCUCGGCACUACCGGCACUGUGGUGGGAAUCGAUGAAGACCACGAUAUCGUCGUCACAUACCCCAGUGGAAACAGGUGGACUUUCAAUCCUGCUGUCUUAACUAAGGUGUGCAGCGGCAACUUGAGCGCGUCGACGUCCGGCGGCGCGGGCGCGGCGGCGGGCGGCGGCUUCGCGGUGGGAGACCUCGUGCAGGUCUGCGCGGACCAGGAGCGCGUCAAGACGCUGCAGCGGGGACACGGCGAGUGGGCGGAGGCUAUGGCGCCGACCCUCGGCAAAAUUGGCCGUGUCCAACAAAUAUACCACGAUAAUGAUCUUAAAGUGGAAGUGUGCAAUACAUCCUGGACAUAUAAUCCCAAUGCAGUCACUAAAGUGGCGUCAUCUGAUGGCAGCAUACCCGGAAAUUCUUCAGGUGAACGUUUGUCAGCACUAUUGAAGAAGCUAUUUGAGUCUCACGUGACCGGCGACGCUAACGAGGAGCUUGUGAAGGCCGCAGCUAACGGCGACGCCACGCGCUGCUCAGAAAUACUUGGACGUACUGACGCCGCACAUGUUGACGUCAACGGGUUCUAUGGCGGUCAUACCGCUCUACAGGCAGCAGCCCAAAACGGCCAUGUGGAGGUGAUCCGCGCGCUGGUGGCGGCGGGCGCGGACGUGGACGCGGAGGACCGCGACGGGGACCGCGCGGCGCACCACGCGGCCUUCGGGGACGAGCCCGCCGCCCUGCGCGCGCUGGCCGCCGCCACGGCCGACCUGAGCGCGCGCAACCGCCGCCGCCAGACGCCGCUGCACAUCGCCGUCAACAAGGGACACCUCGGCGUCGUGCGCACGCUGCUGCAGCUCGCCGUGCACCCCAGCCUGCAGGAUUCAGAAGGAGAUACGCCUCUGCACGAUGCCAUUUCGAAGAAACGUGACGACAUGUUAACUUUAUUACUGGAGCAUGGAGCUGACAUGACUCUUACGAAUAACAAUGGAUUCAACGCGCUACACCACGCCGCUCUUCGAGGAAACCCAAGCGCAAUGAAAAUAAUGCUGGGUAAGUUGCCGCGGCCGUGGAUAGUGGACGACGCUAAAGAUGACGGAUACACGGCUCUGCACCUCGCGGCCCUGAACAACCACGCCGAGGUCGCCGAGCUGCUGGUCCGCGGCGGCGCGCGCCCUGACCUGCAGAACGCUAACCUGCAGACAGCUUUACAUCUUGCCGUCGAGAGGCAACACACUCAGAUCGUACGCUUGCUCGUCGCUCAUGGAGCGAACCUCAAUAUCUGUGAUAAGGACGGAGACACUCCGCUACAUGAGGCUCUCCGUCACCACACGCUGCAACAACUGCGGCGGCUCCAGGACGCGCGCGAUGCCGCUCUACUAACUGGGCUUGCGCACGCGCACGACAAGAAGUCUUCUGCCUCUAUCGCCUGCUUCCUAGCUGCGCAUGGCGCAGAUCUUACUAUUAAAAAUAAGAAAGGUCAAACGCCUCUCGACUUGUGUCCGGAUCCAAAUCUUUGUAAGACGUUGACGUCAUGUCGCAAAGAGGGCACAGGUAUGGGCAGCGAGGCGGCGGCGGAGAGUGAACCCAGUUCGUUGAGUGUUGCGGGCAGCAGUGCAGCGCCCGCAGCCUCGCCGGUCCCCGCCGACACGCCCUCCACGCCCGCACAGUCAGACCCCACCGCGGAUGAGUGUCUCGUUUGCUCAGAUGCUAAACGUGACACACUCUUCCGUCCUUGUGGACAUAUCUGCUGCUGCAAUGUCUGCGCUGCUAGGGUGAAGAAAUGCCUGAUCUGCCGCGCGUGCGUUUCGUCCCGGCAGCGCGUGGGCGAGUGCGUGGUGUGCUCGGAGGCGCCGGCCACGGUGGUGUUCCGUCCGUGCGGCGACGUGUGCGCCUGCGCCGCCUGCGCGCCGCUCAUGCGCAAGUGUGUCGAGUGCCGCACGCCGCUGCAGCCGCUGCCCGCGCCCGCGGCUGCUGCUGCCGCCGCUGGGGCCGCCGCGCCCGUCGCAGGGCCCUCGCACAAACUUGAUGUCGAAAAAGACAACGGCAGCAACUUAGCACAAGUGCAAGUGAACAAGGGUCAGCCGGUGCCUGCUCAGUCGGCGCCACAUUACAUGAACAACGGGUCUCGGUUCGCGGCGGCCCCCGCGGCAAGUGGGACCACGCCGGGAGCGGCGUCAGCAGCAGUAGUGCAGGGCGCAGCAGCCGCGCCCCCUGCGCCCCUCGCGCCCCCCGCGCCCCCGGCCGUGACCCCCGGUGCGCCCAACGCGCCCGCGGCUGCUGACGUGCAGAAGCUACAACAACAACUUCAGGACAUCAAGGAACAGACAAUGUGUCCGAUCUGCCUGGACCGCUUGAAGAACAUGAUCUUCCUGUGCGGGCACGGCAUGUGUCAGAUGUGCGGCGACCGCAUCGCCGUGUGCCCGAUCUGCCGCAAGCAAGUCGAGAAGCGCAUCCUGCUGUACUGAACUGCUUGCAAAGGACGUACAGGCAAACCACUUCGAUCUUUUCAAAUAAGGCUGAUUUUUUACAAUUGCGAAGUUACGUACCUUUCUAUACAUUAUUAGAAAAUUUAAUUACCUAUUGGAUGUUUAUGUUUAAGUAUAGUAUUUGAUUUGUACAAAUGUACCGCAGAAUUUCCCAUAUAAACCUCGAAUAUGAAAUAAAUGAGAAUCAAAUGGCUCAUUGGUUAUGAGUUUUUGUUAACAGCCAACGCCCAUGAAGUUAACGGGUUUACGGAUAAAAACAAUAAAUAUUUGUUUCUUUCUGUUUCGUUGCAAUUUUCAGUGAUUUCUUGUAAAGUUCCUAAGCAUGUAUGAAAAUCACGCGCAUUUAAGCAGGAAGGCUGAUGUUGGAACAAUUUUAUACUAGGUACUUAUUUGAUUUAGGAACUACCUAUUAGUAACUACCUAUUAUUAUAAUUUAAUUCUUUAAUUAUGAUUGUUAGGUACAUGUUUGUUAUCGCUUGUUUUAUUUUAAGUAUAGACAAAUUGGUAUCCCAAUAAAAAUUGUUUUGUCGAACUAUGAAAUAUAAUGCAAAUGGGAUUUAUUUAAGUGUAAUAUAUGAAUUUUUAAUCUGAUUAAUUCCACAUUGUUAUCGUCUUAUGCAUUUAUGUAUCGUUACAAUAAUUAAUGUAAACUAUUAUUUUUAAGAAUGUAUUGGACCCACCAAGAGGCGUGGUAUGCUUAGCAAAAAAAGUGAAGGAAGAAAUUAACUCAAGAGAAUAACCUGCUGUUCUUCGGUAUGAACUAUCUAUAAAGUGCAAGCUGUUUUUAUAGAUUUUAAUGUCUUAAAACUUCCAGCCGACGCGUGAUGCAAGAUGUACUCUACUCUUUAAUGUUACACUCAUUACUGUUUUAAGUGCCUGUAAGUUCGUAUAUUAUUAGGGCUAUUAUGUAACUAUAUAAAUGUUAUACAACUGUAAAUGUAACACAUAUUGGAUACUUAAUAUUAAAAUGAAUAUUAUUGUUCAGAA
Messenger RNA from Trichoplusia ni (cabbage looper), 4696 nucleotides. It is a transcript of the gene mib1, whose product is annotated as E3 ubiquitin-protein ligase mib1. Bases 380 to 3688 code for a protein of 1102 amino acids. Gene Ontology annotation, molecular function: ubiquitin-protein transferase activity; protein binding; zinc ion binding. Gene Ontology annotation, biological process: protein ubiquitination. Lineage: Eukaryota; Metazoa; Arthropoda; Insecta; Lepidoptera; Noctuidae. The transcript has 17 exons. The record is from RefSeq and is a predicted model, not a curated record. Gene Ontology annotation, cellular component: cytoplasm.